AUGGUCUUCCUAUAUUGGUCAUUCUGGACUUUGCUUCAAGUUGGUAGUACUAUUGCAAUUUUCGGUAUUGGAUUGGCAAAGUUGUGGUUGUAUAUGGGGAGGGAGUCGCUUCCAGUCAAAAACCAAGCUACUUCGAACCCUGACUACUGGUAUCUACGCAAUAGUGUGGCAAUUGGAACACCGGUUUUGAUCAUAGCCUGCCAAAGUGAACCCAACGCUGAAGCCGAAAACCAAGCCAGCACGUCUUCCGUCCCAACUGCCGAACUCUUAGGGUUUACGCUCGAUAAUCGUUCCAUCAUCGCGUUCCACAGAUUAUCUGGCGCACCUCAUCCCAUGGCUCGUCACUUGAGUACUACUGAUGACGGUCGUUCAAUGUACGUAUACGGGGCCAUACCGACUGAUCCCACUGAUGCCGAUAUCAACAACAACUCUGUGAGACGCAGUUUGCCUAUGGCUACUGGGAAGAUGGAACAUCUCGUUCCAUAA
Botrytis sinoallii is the source of this 486-nucleotide messenger RNA. RefSeq lists its product as uncharacterized. The record is from RefSeq and is a predicted model, not a curated record. The transcript is spliced from 3 exons. NCBI's taxonomy places the organism in Eukaryota, Fungi, Ascomycota, Leotiomycetes, Helotiales, Sclerotiniaceae. Bases 1 to 486 code for a protein of 161 amino acids.